UAGUUCAGCGAGUCGCCGGCGCCGCCAGUGGGUAAAGUAGGGGACCCGGCGACCGGACAGCCUCGCGUCGACCCCCUGGCCCGUCUGCCCGCCCCCGCGGGUCUCCUCUUUCAGAAUGACGCUGGACGUGGGGCCGGAGGAUGAGCUGCCCGACUGGGCCGCGGCCAAGGAGUUCUACCAGAAGUACGACCCUAAGGACGUGAUUGGCAGGGGCGUGAGCUCUGUGGUCCGCCGCUGUGUUCAUCGAGCCACAGGCAGUGAGUUUGCAGUAAAGAUCAUGGAGGUGACCGCUGAGCGGCUGAGCCCCGAGCAGCUGGAGGAGGUGCGGGAAGCCACACGGCGAGAGACACACAUCCUGCGCCAGGUCGCCGGCCACCCCCACAUCAUCACUCUCAUCGAUUCCUACGAGUCUUCUAGCUUCAUGUUCCUGGUGUUUGACCUGAUGCGGAAGGGGGAGCUGUUUGACUACCUCACAGAGAAGGUGGCCCUCUCAGAGAAGGAAGCCAGGUCCAUCAUGAGGUCUCUGCUGGAAGCGGUGAGCUUUCUCCACGCCAACAACAUUGUGCACCGAGACCUGAAGCCCGAGAACAUCCUCCUGGAUGACAACAUGCAGAUCCGACUUUCGGACUUCGGGUUCUCCUGCCACUUGGAACCCGGCGAGAAGCUUCGAGAGCUGUGUGGGACCCCAGGGUACCUGGCUCCUGAGAUCCUCAAAUGCUCCAUGGAUGAAACUCACCCAGGCUACGGCAAGGAGGUCGACCUCUGGGCCUGUGGGGUGAUCCUGUUCACACUCCUGGCUGGCUCCCCGCCAUUCUGGCACCGGCGCCAGAUCCUGAUGCUGCGCAUGAUCAUGGAGGGCCAGUACCAGUUCAGCUCGCCUGAAUGGGAUGACCGGUCCAACACCGUCAAAGACCUGAUCUCAAGGCUGCUGCAGGUGGAUCCCGAGGAGCGCCUGACAGCCGAGCAGGCCCUGCAGCACCCCUUCUUUGAGCGUUGCCAAGGCAGCCAGGCGUGGAGCCUCACUCCCCGCCAGCGGUUCCGGGUGGCUGUGUGGACUGUGCUGGCUGCGGGACGAGUGGCCUUGAGCGCUCACCGCGUACGACCACUGACCAAGAGUGCCCUGUUGAGGGACCCCUACGCCCUGCGGCCGGUGCGGCGCCUCAUCGACAACUGUGCCUUCCGGCUCUAUGGGCACUGGGUGAAGAAGGGGGAGCAGCAGAGCCGGGCGGCCCUCUUCCAACACCGGCCGCCGGGGCCGCUUCCCGGCCUGGGCCCUGAGGACGAGGGGGGCUCAGCUGCCGUCACCGAGCAGACCGCGCUGGCGCUGGGCUAGGCCCUCAGCCCCGGGAUCCCCAGGAGUGAGGACGAGGGGGGCUCAGCUGCCGUCACCGAGGAGCAGACCGCGCUGGCGCUGGGCUAGGCGCUCAGCCCCGGGAUCCCCAGGAGCAAUCAUUCCAGCCCUCUGGGCGCUCGGCCUCAGGCCCGCCACUGACCAUGCCACUCUGAGAGACUGCGGUCCAGUGCACCUGCCUCGCUGGCCAGGGCUUGGAGAGCAGAGCUGGUGCGGGAGGGAACUAUCGCAAACACCACGCCGGGCCUUGUCAGGGCUACCCAUGCUGUGCAUGAAAUAAAACCGUCUCCACGCCAGGGAGAGCAGGCACCCUGUGUGUGGUGUCCGGCU
Messenger RNA from Lepus europaeus (European hare), 1681 nucleotides. It is a transcript of the gene PHKG2, whose product is annotated as phosphorylase kinase catalytic subunit gamma 2. NCBI's taxonomy places the organism in Eukaryota, Metazoa, Chordata, Mammalia, Lagomorpha, Leporidae. The record is from RefSeq and is a predicted model, not a curated record. Gene Ontology annotation, molecular function: phosphorylase kinase activity; ATP binding; calmodulin binding. Gene Ontology annotation, cellular component: phosphorylase kinase complex. The coding region runs from base 116 to 1333 and encodes 405 amino acids. The transcript has 10 exons. Gene Ontology annotation, biological process: protein phosphorylation; glycogen biosynthetic process.